AUGAGCAUCGGCUCUGAACAAAGCUAUCGUUACGAGAACGGACGCCAAUACUACGACAAUAAAUCUGUUACCUAUGUACUUCCCAGCGAUGAAGAAGAAUCGAAGCGGGUAUCGAAGCAACAUUUGCUCUUGAAAGCCGGCUUUGGUGGUAACUAUGAUGCCCCCGUGCGUGAAGCGCUUGAAAAAGGAAUCUUUGUUCUUGAUGCUGGCUGUGGACCAGCCGCUUGGACAGCCGAGAUGGCAAAAGACUACCCAAAUUCGACAUUCCACGGUGUAGACAUUGCACCACGAUGUUUGACGACUCCACCUUCCAACUGCCACUUCCACACCAAAAAUCUCGUAGAAGAAAAGCCAUUCCCUGAUAACCAUUUGGAUUACAUCCAUCAGCGUUUGCUUGUUUUAGGCUUACUGGAAGCUAACUGGGACAAGGUGAUUGCACAACACAUGAAAAUGCUCAAGCCUGGUGGAUGGAUAGAACUUGUUGAGGUGACCUUCAGGGUUUUGGAAAACGGUGGUCCCAAGGCUACUAAGCUUAUGCAUGCAGUGGAAAAGGUUGGAGGUGAUAAGGGGCUCAAUAUGGAGAUCCCUUUUCAAUUGGAGGAGCGUCUCAAGAAAGCUGGAGCCGUGAACAUUAGCUUGCGAAUGGCAACAACACCUAUCAACCAUGGUGGAGAGAUUGGUGACAUUUGCUGGGAGGACUUUUAUGAAGCUUUCUACGCCAUGCAAGCUUUGAUCGCUCAGGUCCAUCCUGAGAUGGGAGACGCCGAUUUUUUCAAAAGCUUCUUGCUUGAAUGCAAAGAAGAAUGCCGUGAGUCCAAGACCAGCCUCCAAUGGUAUCGCUGUAUCGGCCAAAAGCCUUUGGACAUCAAUGAAUGA
This is a messenger RNA of Lichtheimia ornata, 876 nucleotides long. RefSeq lists its product as uncharacterized. NCBI's taxonomy places the organism in Eukaryota, Fungi, Mucoromycota, Mucoromycetes, Mucorales, Lichtheimiaceae. The transcript is spliced from 7 exons. The coding region runs from base 1 to 876 and encodes 291 amino acids. Gene Ontology annotation, molecular function: methyltransferase activity. The record is from RefSeq and is a predicted model, not a curated record.